Molecule: messenger RNA, 1637 nt
Organism: Podarcis raffonei (Aeolian wall lizard)
Lineage: Eukaryota; Metazoa; Chordata; Lepidosauria; Squamata; Lacertidae
Gene: LRRC17
Product: leucine rich repeat containing 17
Exons: 3
Coding region: 154-1470 (438 amino acids)
Cellular component (GO): plasma membrane
Molecular function (GO): protein binding
Source: RefSeq, a predicted model, not a curated record
UGCUUUUCUUCCAACAGGCGAUUCCUCAAACCCUUGCUGUGCCUCCUUGAUUCAGAACCACGCUAGUUAAAGGCUUCCAAACUCAGAUUUCAAAGGAAUACUCUGACUGUUCCAGCUGUUGUACAAAAUAAUUGGGACCAGCUGGAUGUCAGGAUGCAAGUGGUUACAAUUAUAAUACUACUUUUCUUUUGUAAAGCAGCUGACUUUAGGAAGACAAGAAAUGGAAGUUCAAGAAACAAAGCAAAUAAUGGAAAGUCAAACGGCUUAAGAAGAGCAUCCGGCACUGUCAAGCGCUACACCCCAGGCCCCCCAUGUGAUGUGUACACCUAUCUUCAUGACAAAUACUUAGAUUGCCAAGAAAGGAAACUGACAUUUGUGUUGUCUGAUUGGCCUGAAGAUUUAAAACACAUGCUCCUAGCAAGAAACAGAAUUCGCAAGCUGAAGAACAACAUGUUUUCCAAGUUCACAAAAUUAAAAAGUCUAGAUUUGCAACAGAAUGAGAUAUCAAAAAUUGAGGAUGAAGCUUUUUUUGGUUUAAAUAAACUCACUACACUUUUACUGCAGCACAAUAAGUUGAAAAUCCUGUCUGAGGAGGUGUUUAUUUACAUGCCUCUUUUAAUUUAUUUACGCCUGUAUGAUAAUCCGUGGGACUGCAACUGUCAGGUAGAAACUCUUGUAACGAUGCUGCAGCUUCCAAGAAACAGGAACUUGGGAAAUUAUGCUAAAUGUGUACACCCAACAAAACUAAAAGGUCAAAAGCUCAAGCAAGUAAACUCAGAGCAGCUGUGCACUGAAGGAGAAAGACCAGACCCUCCUAUUCCAAAACCUAAACCCAUCAGACCCGAAUUUGACUCUUCUCUCUGCCACAUUUACAUGUUUCCUGUACGGACACUGGACUGCAGAAAAAAAGAAUUAAAGAAAGUUCCCGGUAACAUCCCUCCAGAUGUAGUUAAACUUGAUCUAUCUAACAAUAAAAUCAACCAGCUACGACCCAAGGAAUUUGAAGACAUGAAUGACCUGAAGGUAUUAAACCUCAGUAGUAAUGGAAUAGUUCACAUAGACCCAGCUGCAUUUGCCGGACUCAUGAACCUGGAAGAAUUGGAUUUAUCAAACAACUCCCUGCAAAAUUUCGAAUAUGGAGUAUUAGAAGAUUUGUACUUUUUGAAAAUACUGUGGCUUAGAGAAAAUCCUUGGAGAUGUGACUACAACAUUCAUUAUCUUUUCUACUGGUUGAAGCACCACUACAGUGUUCACUACCAUGGUUUAGAAUGUAGAAAACCUGAGGAAUUCAAAGGCUGGUUUGUUGGGAAAUAUGUCAGGAGCUAUUAUGAAGAGUGUCCCAAAGAUAAACUCCCUAUUUACCCAGAAACAUUUGAACAGGAUACUGAUGAUGAAGAAUGGGAAAAGCACAAAGAAUAUCCAGUUCAAACAGGAAAGAAACAUGGAGUAAUUGUCACUGUAAUAGGUUAAUUUGAUCACUGCCACAUUCAAUCCUUUAAUAUUUUUGUAAGAAAAAAAUGGUAGUUUAUAUUUUUGUUAAAUGCAGUGUAUGUUCAUGAGGGAUUAUCUGUUAAAAUAUUUUUGGUACUAAUCACAUGAUGACAUUACCUGUUUCCUUAUAAACUUACUCUUUUUAA